UUUACUUCACUAAUCCACCUUUUUGUCACCCACGAUAUCAUAUACCAGUAUUAUCACACACUAGUAGACAGUCUAUUCAAGCAACAAGUGUCAGAAGAGGUCUUUGUGAAUAAUGGAUGAGGACUUGAUAGUGGCAAAUGAAGCAAAUCUCACAAAAACUCACGAGUCAACAAAGCAAGAAGAGAUGGUGACUGAAUGUGUGACUCAGGGUGGCAAAGCGAACCUAAAAACCAUAAAAACAGAAACGCCAUGUGAAAGCGAUCAUAAAACUGAUGAAAACAAAGUUGAUAUCAAUCAUACAGCACAACCCCCUAUAAGCGUAUAUACUGAUUUUGAUAAUUCAAGAUGUGUACUUGAUGUUAAGUGUGAAACUGCUGACACAGAUAACCAAAGCUUGGCUGCUGAGAAAUGUGUCAAUCUUGGAUCACACCUUCUAAAGCCCCGGAAAGUUUACAUAAGAGAGAAGAUGUUAUCAUGUUUUGAAUGUGGAAAAUGGUAUGCCUCAAAAUCGGAGCUUGCUAGGCAUCAAAUAACUCACACAGGUGAAAGGGCAUUUGCCUGUUCUGAAUGUGGGAAACGUUUUACCAGAAAGUCCUCUCUUGUUGCUCAUGUGAGGAUUCACACGGGUCACAAACCAUUCACUUGUUCAACAUGUGGCAGAUCUUUCCCCCAAAGCUCCAAUCUUGUUGUACAUGAGAGAAUUCACAGAGGAGAAAAACCUUUUUCAUGUUCGGAAUGUGGUAAAUGCUAUUCCACAAAGUCAUAUCUUCUUACACAUCAGAAAAUUCACACUGGUAAUAAGCCUUUUGCAUGUUCUGAAUGUGAAAAAUGUUUCCCCACAAGAUCUGACCUUAGACGGCAUGAGAGAACUCACACAGGAGAAAAACCGUAUGGUUGUUCUGAAUGCGGAAAGUGUUUCACCACUAGCUCUUACCUUGUAGCACACGAGAGAAUUCAUACAGGAGAAAAACCCUUCUCAUGUUCUGAAUGUGAAAAAACGUUUACUCAGCCUUCAAGUCUCGUUUUACAUGAGCGAAUUCACAUAGGUGAAAAGCCAUUUUCAUGUUCAGAAUGUGGAAAAUGUUUUUCCCAAAGUGGAAGUCUUGUUAUACACGAGAGAAUUCACACAGGAGAGAAACCAUUUACAUGUUCUGAAUGUGGGAAAAGUUUUAGCACAAAGUCAUAUCUUGUUACCCAUGAGCGCAUUCACACAGGAGAAAAGCCAUUCUCAUGUUCUGAAUGCCGAAGAUCUUUUACCUCAAAGUCAGAGCUUACUAUACACAAGAGAAUUCACACGGGAGAAAAGCCUUUUGCGUGUACCGAAUGUGGAAAAUGUUUUUCAAGAAAAUCGGGGCUUAGCCGACAUGAGAGAUGUCACACAGGAGAAAAACCUUUUUCAUGUUCAGAAUGUGGGAAAUGCUUUUCCCACAGAACUAAUCUUUAUGUACACAAGAGAAUACACUCAAGGUCAGAUCUGUAUGAAUGUAAUGAAUAAUAAUAAUACCAACAUCACUUUACUUGUUUUUCCAAAAUAUAUAUUUUAUGUACAUACAUUCAUAUACACACGUUUGUAUUUAAGAAAAACGA
Molecule: messenger RNA, 1587 nt
Organism: Pelobates fuscus (common spadefoot toad)
Lineage: Eukaryota; Metazoa; Chordata; Amphibia; Anura; Pelobatidae
Product: zinc finger protein OZF-like
Exons: 1
Coding region: 113-1495 (460 amino acids)
Biological process (GO): regulation of transcription by RNA polymerase II
Cellular component (GO): chromosome
Molecular function (GO): chromatin insulator sequence binding
Source: RefSeq, a predicted model, not a curated record